Molecule: messenger RNA, 1632 nt
Organism: Fraxinus pennsylvanica
Lineage: Eukaryota; Viridiplantae; Streptophyta; Magnoliopsida; Lamiales; Oleaceae
Source: the annotation of a GenBank genome assembly
AUGGCCGGAGGAGGCGGAGGAAGAUCACUGGAGCAAACUCCGACAUGGGCAGUUGCUGUAGUUUGUUUUGUUUUAGUUGCUGUUUCUAUUUUCAUCGAGUACAUCAUCCAUCUUAUUGGAAAGUGGUUGAAGUCGAAACACAAAAAUGCUCUAUAUGAAGCACUUGAAAAGAUCAAAUCAGAGUUGAUGCUGCUGGGAUUUAUAUCCUUGUUGCUAACAGUAGGACAAGGUCCAAUUUCAGAUAUAUGUAUAUCUGAAAAAAUUGGAGCAACAUGGCACCCUUGCGAUAAACCGCAAGCGGACGGACAUCGCCGAAAACUUCUCGUGUAUGGUGGCGCACGACGGGUGCUGGCUGCUGCCAGUACUGACAAAUGUGCACGCAAGGGUAAAGUUCCUUUUGUGUCUGCUGAUGGUAUUCAUCAGCUACAUAUAUUCAUCUUUGUUUUGGCUGUUUUUCAUGUCCUCUAUUGUAUCCUCACUCUGGCUUUGGGAAGAGCCAAGAUGAGACGUUGGAAAGCAUGGGAAAAGGAAACACGAACAGUCGAGUACCAGUUUUCCCAUGAUCCUGAACGAUUUAGGUUUGCGAGAGAGACAUCAUUUGGAAGAAGGCAUUUGAGCUUUUGGAGCAAAACACCCUUUCUACUAUGGAUUGUUUGUUUCUUUAGGCAAUUCGUCAGGUCCGUCCCUAAAGUAGAUUAUUUGACCCUAAGACAUGGAUUUAUUAUGGCACAUUUGGCACCUCAUAGCCACACAAAUUUUGAUUUUCAAAAGUAUAUCCAAAGAUCAUUGGAAGAGGAUUUCAAAGUGGUUGUUGGAAUUAGUCCACCAAUCUGGCUCUUUGCUGUGCUGUUCUUACUUUUCAACGUUCAUGGCUGGCAUUCUUAUCUUUGGCUCCCAUUUCUCCCAUUGAUUAUCAUAUUGCUAGUCGGGACCAAGCUACAAGUGAUAAUAACUAAAAUGGGGCUAAGAAUCCAAGAGAAAGGCGAGGUUGUUAAGGGUGUAGUUGUCGUCGAGCCUGGAGACGAUCUUUUCUGGUUUAACCGUCCUCGUCUCAUCCUCCACCUCAUUAAUUUCGUCCUAUUUCAGAAUGCAUUUCAACUUGCCUUCUUUGCCUGGAGUACAUAUGAAUUCAGUUUGGGAUCUUGUUUCCACGAACAUAAGGACGAUAUCGUUAUUAGAAUCUCAAUGGGGGUUCUUAUACAGAUUUUAUGCAGCUAUGUCACUCUACCGCUUUAUGCCCUUGUAACUCAGAUGGGGUCAACGAUGAAACCAACCAUAUUCAACGAUAGAGUAGUAGCCGCUCUUAGAAAUUGGCACCACACAGCCAGAGAAAAUGUUAAGCAAAACAAAUCGAGGGCGGGAACACCAAUGCCAAGUCGACCCACAACGCCCUCCCAUGGAACGUCGCCUCUGCAUCUCUUGCGCCAUUAUAGAAGUGAAAUUGAAAUCAACAGUCUCCACAUUUCUCCACCAAAAUUGAUCUAUGAUACUGAUCAUUCGGACACCAAGAAAUCACCUUCUCCCAAGCACUGCCAUCAAGGUGGCGGAUCAUCGGUGUACAACGACGACAUUGAGCUAGGGUCACGAGGUGGAGCUUCACCUCGAGCAGGUGGUGGUCCCCAAUCUUUAUAG